This is a messenger RNA of Suillus clintonianus, 1077 nucleotides long. RefSeq lists its product as uncharacterized. The record is from RefSeq and is a predicted model, not a curated record. Bases 16 to 942 code for a protein of 308 amino acids. The transcript has 4 exons. Lineage: Eukaryota; Fungi; Basidiomycota; Agaricomycetes; Boletales; Suillaceae.
CACCCACCGUGACCAAUGUCUGAACAGCACACUCAUAUUCCAAUCAUGUUACGUUCGGCACUAAAGCAAUCAUCGCAGCCGAGCUCUCCCUGCUUGCUCCCGUUAUCCCCCAUGCCAUCGUCGCCACCACUGUCCCCUCUUCCUUCUUCGUUCCUCACCCUCCCAGCAUCGACAUCGCGACUACCGCCCCCCUCGUCCUCUUCAACACCGCUCUCGCGUUCUCCAUCGGUGAACAUGCAGCAAAGCACGGCUCAACCUGUAGCGGGACAAGGUUACACGCCCAAAGUGUCUUUCGACACCUUCGAAAACCCUGCUGCGUCCAUGUUCUCAUUUACACUGCACGUGCAAUCAGAUGGAUACGCUAGGAACAGAGCGACGAGGGUAUUCCUUUGUGCGUCGAGUCCAGAUGAAAGCGGACGUCAGGCCCUUGAUUGGGCGCUUGAAAGCUUGGUGCAGGACGGGGAUGAGUUGAUCGUCUUCAGAGGCGUCGAUCCAGAGGAUUUAGAGAAGGAUCAUGAAGUCGUUCGAGAAGAAGCACGCGAACUCAUGCGCCAGAUUCAGGAGAAAUGUAUUGAGUACGAUCCAGAGCGGAAGCUCUCCAUCAUCGUUGAGCUCAUUGCUGGCAAAGUGACCACGACUCUCGAACGUUUGAUUGCUCUAUACCGCCCAGAUUCGGUCGUCGUGGGCACAAGGGGCCAGCGCGGCAUGAUGCAAGCCUGGGGUGCAGCGUUUGGCGCUCCAGGUGUAGGCAGCGUAUCAAAAUAUUGUCUCUCCAAUUCCCCCGUACCCAUCAUCGUCGUUCGCCCAGAGAGAAAGGUCAGGAAAGUACUUGCCAAGAGACGAGCCGAUCCAAAGAGAGGGACUCAUUUUGACGAGCUUACGAGGGCAAAGACGCAGAAUAUACAAAGUGUUCCGAUGUCUCCCUCCGUCACUCGAGCGUGAUAGAUUUCAUUAGUGUAUUUUUUUCUGCGACAGUUGACACAUCGACUUUGUACCCAUAGUCACCCUGUAUUUUUAAUACCUGAGAUGGAAUAGGGAUUCUAAGUUAGCAUGUCAGAGGGUCAUAUUUGAGCAUGG